AGAGAGAGAGACUGGAGUGAAGUGAUUCUCUUCUCCUUGUGAAUUCCUGCCCUCCCUGUGUUGGACCUUCACCCUGUUCCCAACGCAUGCCGUGCAUCUAGACAUGUGGCCAUAUGUGUCCCAGAGUAACCUGGAUAUGGCUGCAAUGUAUGGACCAUUGGACAACUAUGGGAGCAGUGGAUGCAGCAGUACUAUGGACCCUUCUACCAGUAAUUUAGGCAGCUCUAUCACAGCUUGUAAAAAAAUAUUGUGCAGCAGCAGACCUGGAGAGUCAUUGGAUUACUGGCUACAGAACUCUAGGAACCUGUGCAGGAUAGGACUUAUUGAAGGAAGUUUGGAGACCCACUGCACAUCAGUAUGUUUUGUGAACCUCAAUGUUAUGAAGGAGGAUUCAAGUCAUGACAUUUUAAGUAAGAAAUUGCUAGAUGUGUCUGCAGACAUCCCCAAACUGAUGACAUCAAUGAAGGCACACGAGUUGAAAGAAAAUGAGAUUAUACUGCUGAGUGGAUUAACAUCGGGGAGGCUUCGUCCUGGGAUUGAAGGCCAACAAGUAUCCUGGCCAACAGAGAUCUGUCUUCUGCAAUACACAAGGGCCCUUGGGAAAAGCAGCCCUUCCUGCAUCCUCUUGGAACUGAAUAAAUUUCUUCUUGGCUUGGAGCUGGCACAAGAGAAUACACUGCAACAUGACAGCUCCCCCUUUAAAGCUGAGGAUGACACUAACUGCUCGGUGUCCUCCAUAGAGGAAGAUUUCCUGACUGCCUCUGAGCAGCUAGAAGAUGAGAGCGAGGGGGAAAACUGCAGGGGAGAGCCUCCUGAUGACAUCAAGAACAUAAGACGGAAAGUAAGUCUUCAGAACAUAAAUAGCAAAGAGACUCACUCUAAAUUAGAAAACUACAAAGACCACAUAGAACCUGCCACUGAGACUUUGCAUUCAAAACAGGCCCCUAUGAAAACAUUCCAAAGAGAAGAAUUACUUGGAGAGAUUUGCCUGGAUGGGGUACAGGGAACACAGGAAUCGAACGAAAGGAGACUUUCUUCAUUUGUGGAUAACUACGAACAAAGCAGAAAUGUAAAAAGACAUUGCCUCCAUGACGUGUGCAAGGUGGACAAAUGCAAGUUGCAGGCAGAAAAGGAAAAAAGUGAUUAUACAGGAGUGUGUACUUCUGACCAUUUUGGUGAACCUGCCACCACUGGCCAAUAUGCAACCAACCUAGCCGAAUGUGUGUUACAAGAUGCAUUUAUUAGACUGUCACAGCCAGAAUCUUCUUUCACCAAGGAAGCAGCUGUAUCUAUUUCAGCUAGAGACACUUUGCCUUCUGGAAACCUCACCAAACAAGAUGCUCCCGUAGCUUCUCGUUCAUGGAAUGACCUUCCUAAAAUUGUUAUAGUUCAAAGCCCAGACAGCUAUGAAAAUCCAACAGAGUGGACAGAUGAAUCUCACUGUUUGGAGCAGGAAAGUCCUUCAAAUGCUUCUGAUAAGUGCAUGGAUGAGAAUGGUUCUGUUGUUGCCACAAAAAAUACCUUAGAAAUGGCCUUAGCUUGUGCUGCAUCAGUAAUUGGAACCAUCACAAGCCCCCAAACUGCCAAAAAAAUAAAGAUAGAACACGAGGGACACAUGGAUUUAGAUAAAAACCUGGGUGAGCAGCAAAGGGACAGAGUAGGACUUUCAGGCAUCGCUUUGGGGCCUGAGUAUUCUGUGCCAUCUGCAUUGUGUGAAAUGACUCAGGUGGCAAGCGCAGUAGCAGUUUUUGGCCUUGGUGAACAAAAACAGAUCUCUUAUCCCACCACAGCCAGUGGACUUCUGGCAGCUGCGGAUGCCUCCACAGCUAUGACUCUGCAUUGCAGCAUUACAUUGGGAAGCAGUUUGGAAACACUAAAAGACAACAUUGCAAAGGUUUUACUUAGCGAAGCGUCUAUGGUAUUGACAAGUCCUUGCGCCUAUAGGAAUAUUGGAGAGUUCAUAGAAUCUUUGAAUGAAAGGAUCCUGAGUAGUGUAAAUUCUUCCAAACUGGCACACGUAGAGGAUGUUGUUAAUGAUGAUCUGGCUCAUAACUUGUCUGAUUCAAUCCUGAGAUAUUCUGCAGAGCAAGCUAUACAGAGGCUACAGAGUGAUGGUGACAAGGGCAAACCCAGGACCCAAGGUGCUUUUGUUGCAGCUGCAACAGAGCUGCUUUUCAAUGUGAUGCAUUUUACCUGCAAAAAGAUGGGUGACUUGUUACAGUCAGGUGACCUGCCUUUUGACCUUAAGGAUGACAAAAACAAUACAGUCAAUUCCCAGAUUCAGGAGAGUCAAAGUCAUGGUCUAUUAGAUGAUAUCUCAGUAGUUCAAAAGUCAGAGGACCUGAGGAAUAGGACGAGGCAACAUCAGCUUUGCAAGAACAGCCCUGAUUUGAAACAUGAGCAUUUGGAGCAUAAACUUCCACAAUAUGAGACCAAUGAGGCUGAUGCACCGGCAGAAUUAUACAACAGAAACAGUAGCCAAGCAAAUCUGCAAUUGCAAAUGUCAUCUAAUAAGCCAAAUAUGAAAAGGGAGAUGUACAGACGCCAUCACAAUGAGCACAGAGCCUUCUUAUCCAAAGAAAGCACCAUUAAUGCAGAAGAACGCAAGCACUCCAGCCAAAAUACUGGCUCAAUGGAAGAAGGGAUACAUUUUGGAAGCCAGGAAAAACUUAAUUCUGAGCACAGUUUAUUAAAGGACUUUUCCUCAAAUUCAAGCCCACCAAUUAAUUACAAGCUACAUCCAUCACACGCUGUGAUUCCAGUAAAACAUUCAGCCACUAAUUACUGUUUAACAGACUUUGCAGAUGAUUUAGCAGAAACGGUUGUUUCUAUGGCCACUGAAAUUGCAGCAAUUUGUCUAGAAAAUUCCCAUGGGAAGCAGCCGUGGUUUUGUGCCUGGGCAAAAGGUAGCGAAUGCCUCAUCCCACCAUGUCGAACUGUGAAAAGAAAAAAAGACACCUCCUCUGGGGGAUCUGUAGUAAGGAGACACAGGCCACCUCGCCUUAGUGAAAUUAAAAAGAAAACAGAUGAGCACCCAGAGCUAAAGGAAAGGCUUAUGAACAGAGUGGUGGAUGAGUCCAUCAACCUUGAGGAUGUUCCUGAUGCUGCCAAUGCUUUUGCCAAUGAAGUGGCUUUAAAAAUUAUGAAUCUAACUGAGUCAUCGGUGGCAGACACUCUGUGGCAAGGGGCACACAAUAGGUUACACUGUGACAGGUGGAGUAGGGGUAAAGCAUCUAGUUAUGAAAGCAUUCCAGAGGAGGAUUCGGAUGCUAAAAGCCUUCCCAACACCUUGGAUCCAAGUAGCAUUUUAGGGCUGCCGUUCAGCAGGACGGGUUCGGUGUCAAAGCAGUCAAGCUGUGAAAGCAUCACUGAUGAGUUCUCUAGGUUUAUGGUCAACCAAAUGGAAAAUGAGGGCAGGGAGUUUGAACUGUUAUUAGAUUAUUACGCUGGGAAUAAUGCAGCUAACAUCCUGAAUUCUGCAUUACAGCAAGUUUCAAAAAUAAACAAUCAUUUGAAUGUGAAAACUAGUUGCCUAUCUAAACAGUCAAGUACAGAAAGCAUAACAGAAGAGUUCUACAGGUACAUGCUGAAGGAAAUAGACAAAGAAAAUAAAGAAAUAUCCAACAGAAACACUGCAGCAUGGACAAGCAGUUUACAACCUCCAACAACCCGCACUCCAUUUUGCUUUCGGCAGUCUUCGAUGCCCUGUAACCGAUCUUCAAGUUCCCGUUUGACUGUGAACACUCCAGUAAAAGCAAAUUCUUUGGAUGGGUUUGCAAGAUGCGGCUCACAAGAUUUUCUCUAUGUGCAGCCCGUCAGUGCUAUGUCCUCUAUCAACCUUUGCAAAUCAGACUCUUGCCUGUACCAAAGAUGCCAGACUGACCAAGUCACAGAUAUGUUAAUUCAUGAAACAUGGUCCAGCUCUAUUGAGGACCUAAUGCGCAAGAACAAGAUCAUAGUAGACAGCACAGAGGACAGCGAUGUAGAUCUAUCUCCGAAAGGUUCACCAGCCCAUGUGGACAAUUACGCUAACAAACUAGCUGCUAAUAUUGUACAAAGUGGUAAAUCUAUCCUGGUUUUACAACAGGAAUCCCUAGACGACUCAAAAAAAGGAGGCUUAAAUUAUAGGAGUACAUCCCAAGGUCAGCACAAAGAUACAGGCAAACAAGGCUUUGAGAGCGAAAAUGUAAUGACAACGAAAUCUCUGACUGCUCACCAGCCUGGUUUAUGUUUUGGCCCCAGGGAUGUACCACUUAUACAGAUCGAAACAGAACAAAGGGAUGAGACAGAGGUAGAGGAGAAAGGAAACAUUCUGGAUAUGACCUUUUCAGAAGAUUCCAAAUGUUCAAAAGAAGAAGGAGAAAGAAAUGUAUUCUCAGCAGAAGUCAGCAGCAAUGUGCAGGGGAGAACCAGACAUGGCCCUGAUGUUUUACGAGAGGGAAAAACAAAUCCUGAGCCCCCUAUCCCAGCAAGCAGCAGUGAGGACAGUAAUGGCAGCUGGUCACAACUGGCUAACAAGGAGGAAAAUCCAGAGGACACCAAUAGCGUCCUGCAGCUGAGUGAGCACUCCGUGAGCAACAGUAACAGCAGUACCGCCAGCAGUGCAGGAGCCAUGGACCUGGAAGCCUAUCUGGAGGAGGUUUCAAGCACAGUGAGCGCUAACAUAAAUGUAAAAGAGAAAAAUGUGACCAAAGAUCUGCAGGACAAUCUUGAUGAAUGUACCUCCGGGCUAUCGGUGGGCACAGCCAGCUAUCAACAUGAAGUCUCUGUUAUAAACAUUGACCUGGAGUCAGACUGCAUUGAAUCGGAGUUACACACAACCUUGCAGUGGAUUGCUGCCUCACAACUGGGAAUUCCCGCUGUCUUUUUCAGGAAAUCCCAGGAACAGAAUAUCCAAAAGUUCCUUGAAGUCACACAUUUAGUUCAAGCGAAGUCCUGGAAAGUGGGAGACAUCUUCAGCGCCUUGAUUCUUCACUGCAAGAUGCAAAAGCAGGGGAACAAAACAUUGCCCAGCUUUUUCGACUGGCUUCUGGAACGCGGAUAAGAAAUGUUAGAUAUUUCCCACAACCAGGUGUCGGCCAUGGGGUUCUAGAAUCCCCUGUCUCAUCAGUCCAUAAACAGGCAACAGUGUAAAGCGACAAAAAUAGCAUUGCCAGAUUGUAUAUUUAGAAUGUAAUAGAAACACGUUUUCUAGGCAAGUGGACAAUUAUUAAUAUUUUUCUAAUAAAUAUAAAUAAGAUGUAUAUACAUACAUACACACAUAUAUAUAUAUAUAUACUGUAUAUUGAUUAGAGCACCUUUAAACUGGCUGUGUUUAAGUGGACAGUGAAUAUUUUUUUUACAGUAAUGGGACAUUUCAUUUUAAUUGGCUCUAAAAUGUGUGCUUGACAUAAACUUCACUUCUUGAGAUUUUGUUAAACUGUGGAAUUGAAGGAAAACAUACCAGGCAGUUCUGGACUGUGGAAAUAUCUACCAAACAUUCAGAGAAAAUGUCCAGUUGCAUUUUGGAACUAUAGGAUUUUGCUAGCAUCAAAAAAUUGUCUAUUUUGGAAGAAAAGAUUAUACAAGACAAUAUGAUUCCUUAUUUGGAGUUAUCAAGUGUUUAUAUAAAUAUAUAUAUAUCAGGCUGAAACGAAUGCUUUGAUGGCACAAAAGAAAAUGUGUAAUUGGGUAAUUAUUCAAUAUGAAAUAUUACAGUAAGAAUGUACAGUGUUAUUGGAACCCUUGAUGAAGGCUGCAUGGCAUUUGAGUAGUCAUACAGUAAAUAUAUGCCAGGCUGUGGAAUCUAUAUACUGUAUAUAUUUUUUAAAUAAUGACAGUUUGAAGGUGGGGGAUUUAAUUGAUUUGGAAUACAAAUAGAAGUGUGAGAAAUGUAUAAUUUAUAUAUUUUAAUAUAUUUUAAUUCAUAAAGUAAUUGAUUUCCUUCCAUCUUAAAUGUUCACCAUGCAUAUAUAUCAAUGGCCGAUAAAUAUUUACAAGGCAAUGUAAAACUUUAUGAACAGUAAAAAGGCAGAUUUCUGACAGUUUGAACAGUGGAUUAUGAAGAAUUGACAUCAUAUUAUUAAAGGUGAAGUGUAAAGCCUUGAAACCAAUGAAUGUAAAAUUCUUCAGAGCUUUUCCAGUACUUUUGCAGUUAACAUAAAUAUUUUUUCUAGUUUUCAAGAUGUGGGGGACGGUGGGGAAUGAGUCUGGAUUGGUGGGGCCCAUUGCGUUUUUUCCCAGUGUCCAACCAGCCCAGUCUGACCCUGCAUGCUCUGUAGGGUCAUGUUAAGAAUUUCCUAAUGUGGGAAUGAGCAAAUGAUGAAGAUAGGACCCUGUAGAAUAACAAGAUAUUACUGGGCUCCACAGCAAAUUAUUUUUCAGGCUCCUAAAAUGUCUUGAGAUUGACCUGUUUUACCAACAUGUAUUGACAUCCUAU
This is a messenger RNA of Xenopus laevis (African clawed frog), 6418 nucleotides long. RefSeq names its product SPHK1 interactor, AKAP domain containing S homeolog (gene sphkap.S). The record is from RefSeq and is a predicted model, not a curated record. Bases 104 to 5044 code for a protein of 1646 amino acids. The transcript is spliced from 12 exons. NCBI's taxonomy places the organism in Eukaryota, Metazoa, Chordata, Amphibia, Anura, Pipidae.